AUGGCCGCCGUCCCAGGCUCCAAGGCUCCCUUCUCUCUGGACACAUAUCAUGUUUCUGAGGAGUUGGGCUUCAUCCUUCCUGAGCCUCUGGAAGAGCUGCCAUCCUACUACAAGCCAUGGAUGGAUAUUGCCCUGCGUGUCCCGGAGCUCGUGCUCUCUCAUGAGUUGCGGUCCUGUAUUCACAAGAUGCCGCUGCUGAGCAGCCAGUUGCUACAGAGACACCGGGAGCUGCGUCUGGCCCACCUGGCCCUCAGUGUCAUGAGUAUGGGCUACGUCUGGCAAGAGGGGGAGAAUGGCACCGUUCAGGUGUUGCCCCGUAACCUGGCCGUUCCAUUCUGGGAGGUGUCACAGCGCCUGGGCCUUCCCCCAAUCCUCACCCAUGCGGAUGCUGUGCUGGCUAACUGGAGGAAGAGGGAUCCCGAUGGUCCUUUUGACAUGCAGAAUCUGGAGCUCCUGCUCAGCCUCCCAGGUGGGGAGAGUACUCGAGGUUUUUUCAUGGUCACUCUCUUAGUGGAGCUGGCUGCUGUUCCAUCACUGAGGAACAUUCCCAUUGUAAUCAAUGGUGUUAGGUCUGGCGAUGUUGAGGCUGUGGCCAAAGGCCUGGAGGAAAUCAGCGAGUCUUUGCAGGACAUGAAAGAUACACUCAAACUGAUGCAAGCGCACGUGGAGCCGUCAGUCUUCUAUGGAAUUAUGAGGAUCUAUCUGUCUGGAUGGAAAGACAACCCCUGUAUGCCAAAGGGGCUGGUGUAUGAGGGAGUGCAGACAGAACCUAUGGAGUAUUCAGGAGGGAGUGCUGCACAGAGCAGCCUGCUGCACUGCUAUGAUGAGCUUCUGGGAGUCCAGCAUGAGACAGAAAGUGGUGCCUUUCUAUUUCGCAUGAGGAACUACAUGCUCCCCGCUCACAAGCAGCUGAUCCAGGACAUCUCGCGGGAACGCCCCCUGAGGAGUUUUGUCCAGCAGCAGGACAACGAGCGGCUCAGCCAGGCCUUUCAGCUCUGCGUCUCCAAACUGUUGGCUUUGAGGAACUAUCACAUCACCGUCGUGAGCCGCUUCGUCACAGUGCCUGCAGCCCGCGCACGCCAACUCCGUGACACGGGCGAGGCGUCAGAGAUGGUCAGCAAAGCCCCCACAGCACUGGAGGAGAGGGGCACCGGUGGCUCUGGCAUCAUGUCCUUUCUAAAGACUGUGAGGGACGAAACCCGGGAUGCCUACCUGCCUGGGAGCAGCAAACCUUCAUAGAGCCAAAAAAAAAAAAAAAAAACAACUGACAUGAACUUUCACUUGUACGGUGCAAUAACAAUCACACAAUAUCAUCACAAAAGGCAGCACACAAAAGAUGCAGUAAAUCUUCUCUGGUCACUUCACACUCUAUUUCAGAUGUCAUUAGUCAAUGAAGCACUUUCUGCACAAUUGUGAUGGGCCAUUGCAUGUUUUACAUCUAGUUUUGUUUUGUCGAUAAACAAACCUCAAUUUUAUGGACAUGAGUGAUGCUCACCAUUCAGUCCAAACCAUAAUUCAAACCAUCACUGUUACUUUUUGUUAAAUCCAACCACUAAUUUCACUUUUAAUCUGAAGGAGAUUGCAAAAAAUGCAUCAAACAUCUAUUCCAGACCGGCGUUAUGCAUGGCCUAUGUUUCUAAAUGACAUUUGGACACUAGACAACACAAGGAAACAUUCACUGCUAAACUCCCGUUCUUUUUGGCGAAGUGAUUUUUGGGUUCAGGUCAAGCAUAGUUUAGAAAUAGGGAAGAUUAUCUUCUCAAACUUAAAUGCAUCAACUUUACCUUUCAUCAUUUGCAAAGAUUAAUGUUGAGCUUCACAUGGAUGUCCAGGCACAUUAAUAUCCUGCUGACAAUACUACUGAUAUUAUAAAUAUGCAAAAAUGAUAAAAUAAGAGGACUUUUGAGAUGUCAAAAAAAAAAUGAGUGUGAAAAAAUGAGAGUGCAAUACCUAUAGGAACCAGGGAGGGGCACUAAAGGGCAGUGGCACAAUUCAGACUGAGGGGAGACUUCACAGAGUGCACCUUUAAAUAGCUGAAA
Molecule: messenger RNA, 2039 nt
Organism: Myripristis murdjan (pinecone soldierfish)
Lineage: Eukaryota; Metazoa; Chordata; Actinopteri; Holocentriformes; Holocentridae
Gene: ido1
Product: indoleamine 2,3-dioxygenase 1
Exons: 10
Coding region: 1-1239 (412 amino acids)
Biological process (GO): 'de novo' NAD+ biosynthetic process from L-tryptophan
Cellular component (GO): cytoplasm
Molecular function (GO): heme binding; metal ion binding; L-tryptophan 2,3-dioxygenase activity
Source: RefSeq, a predicted model, not a curated record